AUGUCAAUGGUUAACCCAGCAACUGCAGCUCCUGCAGUAAGACCAGUGCCAAAUAUUGGGACGACAGGACCUGCGUCACAAGGUUAGAACGUAUGAACAGCGCAAGUCUUGUUCCCAGGGUUCUCUCUGGGAACGAGGUUGACGUAUGAAUAGCUUAAAAAGUGUCGUCAUUCUUUGAGAAUUCUAUCUGUAUUUAUUCAUAAUCUUAAGUGUUGUUCUGUUUUUACUGUCCUAAUGGAAUCUGAGAUUUGACAGUGACAGUGGCUAUGGUUUUGAGUCAUUUGUCUUAUAUACUCACAUACCUUACAUUCAAUUAAUUUUAGUUCCAUCCACACAGGAUUUUCUCGGUACAGCAACAUGACCCCCGUUUCAUUGUUCUGUAGACCAGUAUGGCCGCCGUGAUGUUACGUGAAAACGAUCUUUCGAUGCUUUGUAAAAACUCAUUUAACAACUGAAUUUGAAUUUCCGAGUUCAAGAAACUCUCCCUUUCUUGUGAGGAUGAGUUUUAUUUGUAUGAUAAUUAAAAAAUGAUUUUCGUGUCAACGGCUUUGUACCUAGCCUAGCUUUGAAACAGAGGCUUAGAUCAUUCUUUCUUGGCUUUAGACAACUCUGAAAUGGUCCAUUGAUUAAUUAACUACAGCCAAAAAAGUCCAAAGUUGACGUUUUGAGCGCAAGCCGCGUUAUCAGCGCGAAUCAUUGAUUCUAAGAUCGAUGGCCUAACUAGCACUUCGAAACGUCAGCUUGUGAAUCUUCUUACGGUUGUAAAUUGACUAAUCACUUCAGUUGUUGAAACAAAAAAAUCUGUACGUUUUGUGUUUAAAAGCCGAUACUGAUGUGAAUGUCGUGGGUUCAAAUCUUUACGAGGUCAAAGGAUUUUUUCUGUACCAUCGGUGGUCACUUUAUUCCCUUUGCUUAAGGGCUCUGACGCCUAGUGGGGUUUUUUAGUUAUUUGUAUUUAUUGAUUCGCUAUUCCGUCAUUUGUUUAACAAUACGCGGAAAAACAUCAUAUGUUAAUUAAAAGUACUCUUUACCUGUUUACCUUGCCGUGAGUGGCGACCACCCACUUUCGACUUGCUCUUCUGGCACCAGGCCUAGUAGCCUAGGAGGCCGUGGGUUCGAAUCCCAUCGAGGUCAAAAGAAUGACUUGUAUGGUCUCCUGCAAUUGCCAUUACUACGGCUUCAACACUCAGUGGGGUUUGUGGGUUGUUUGUUGUAUCACUUGAACUUCCAUUCUCUGACCCCUCCAUAUCAUUCCCUUCACUCUUUAGUCCAUCUGAUUUUUAUUGUAAUUGUGAUUCAAGACCUGAGAACCAGUCUUAUCAGAAACCGAACAUUAAAAAUAACGCUUAAUUAAAGGACUUUUUCAUAUUUUCAGCUUGUACAUCCGACCGUAAUCCGAGUUGCGAGUCGUGGGCAGCUGUUGGAGAUUGCGAGAAAAACACGGUGUGGAUGUUACUAAACUGCUGUGUCAGCUGUAAAUAUCAUCAGGCACCGAAAGGUAAAUAAUUUAUAAACUCUUUACUAAGAAUUUGAAGAGACGUCCUGAAAUGACGAAGCGAGGCAUUGAAUACUGUUUUUAUUGAUCACUGGAUGUAAACUGAUUGGUGUAAGCUUCGUUUACCUUAAUUAUAAAAUAAAUAAAUGUAUGUUUGUGUUUCUUUAUAUAUCUCAAAAAAAAAAAAACAAACAAACAAACUCAGGUGUUCUGCUUCUCGGCAUAGAGUGCAAAGAUUCAUCUACACUGAUUAGUGUAAGCUUUGUUUACCUGAAUUACAAAAUAAAUAAAUGUAUGUUUGUGUUUCUUUAUAUAUUAAAAAAAAAGGCUAACGAACAAAGGUGUUCUGCUUCUCGGUAUAGAGUGCAAAGAUUCAUCUCCAGAAUGCCCUCUCUGGGCCUACGAAGGGGAUUGUGAAACAAACAGAAUAUGGAUGUUACCCAAUUGUAGGAUGAGCUGUAACCAAUGUGGAGGUAGGAGCCAUCACAGUUGUAGUACGCGUUCCUAAGCAUGUCUAAUUGAAAGCAACUUAAUGGUAAAUCUAAUGUAACUAGAUGGGCUCGAAUGUGAUUAUCAAGAUCAGUGCAGGUCGGAUCGUUGUUACUCAGGCGGUUUCUUUACUAAGACUUAAGUAAUGAUUCGUCAAAGACCGAAUUCAAAUUAGCAGCUUAUAUGUAGCCUAAUGCGCUAAAAUUUCUUAAUCGGUCCGUCAAAAGUUGUACUGUCACUAUAAGGUUGUUCUGUCCGUUUUAUCCUUGAUGAGGACGUUUGUAAGACACGCGUUGCUGUUCGUAAAUCCAGUAGAAUGGAGGAAAGAAAUCAAUAUUCCCAAGACUUCACAGUCCUUUAUAUUUCAGCGUUUUUUUGUAAAGAUCACACGCCUAAUUCGAGACGUUUCCAUCUGGAUUUUGUAUAGUAACGAGAAAUCAAACAAUGCCUAAAGUGCCAGAUAGCUUAGGCUGCCUCUUAUCGUUUUCGGGGCGCGAACGUUCCAGCGAUAGAAAGGCGGCUGCAUUUGCGGGCAGGUAAGGUCAUCUUACCAUUGCCGUUGUUGUUCGUCCCCUGAUCUUUUUUAUGGUAUACUUGUAAUUAUAUUCAACCUGAGAGUAAUUAUGGAUUUUUCUUGAUCUGUAAUUCAAGAAUGCAAGGACAAGGAUUUGAAAUGUCCUUCCUGGGCUAUACUUGGGCAGUGCACUGCAGGUGAUAGGAUGAUCUGGAUGAACAGGAACUGUAGAGAAAGCUGUGGAAGGUGCAAAGGUACGAGCUGUUGCGACAACGACUUAGAAAACAUACAUUUCAGCUGUAUAUCUAAUAGUGGAAAUGUGUGCACGGCUAAGCACAAAUGGGCAGUAAGAUAAUGACUGAGAGAAACGCAAAUAUACUUAACAUUAAAGUGUAGUUUUGGAGGAACAAACCCAGUUGGAUUAACUCUAUUGCUCUUGGCAACGAUAUUUGGCCAGUUGCCUGACAUGACACUGUAUAGAUGGGCAUGCAUGUGCCAUGAUGGCUUCUUCCUUUUAAUUCCACAACUUGGUAUUUUAAUGGUUAUAUACCAGCUGUCUGCUCCAUUUAUUUCGUAUUCGUUGCAUAAUGAAGGAAGAGGUUGCUGCCAUGCUUUCCUCUUGGAUACACUCUGUCUUGGCAAGCUCAAGGCAGUGCACGAGACUAGGUGGUCCAUAGAUUCAUCGUAUGAAAAAAGUACGUAUUAAGUGGAGAUAUGCCUCAUCUUUAAUAAUGUCGGUGGUGGCUUUAAAAACUAGUGGCGACGCUUUGAUUUUGUACUGCAAUGACAAAACUUUCUGAUUCCGCUUCAAGCCCGUAAAUUCGAGUCACUGAUUUGUUUUCUUUACGUCUCUACCAGCAGCUUUGAUUGGUUUGGGUUGUGCAAUCCACUUAAUGUUGUCAUUAUCAUUAUGAUGGUCUUCCAUGAAAAUAAGUAUUAUCAUUCUCAUUCUCAUUCUCAGUUUUAUUCUAAUUUUGCUUUCCACGAUGUCUUUCAUAGUUUAUGACAGACGUCAAGAAUGCCCAGCUUGGGCAAAGAUGAAUCACUGCAAGAAAUCAAAUUGGAUUUGGAUGGUGAAUAAUUGUCCUUGGAGCUGUAAUGUGCCUGGUAAGAGUUUAUAUGCCUGAAGCACAAACAAGCCGUAACCUUUAUGUCUAGGCCAACUGGGGAGUUUUAUACCCAGAAGCCUCAUGGUUUUUCAUGCCAUUUCCUGCAUUUACACGUCUUAGUUUUGCAUAUUCCCAUUAAAAAGCCUAAUUAAAGGGGCUGUGUCACGGCAGUCCAGUUCAUUUUGUUUAAUUUUGUCAAUUACUCGCCUUCAAUCGCUAUGGAACUUAAAAUAAGCAAAGAAAUUACAUGUAAAUGACAAAAUCAGAGAUCCGAGACAAACAAAUAUGUCUCCUGAGCAUUAUUUUUGAAGGGCAAGCAGUAGGGAUCAACUUUGAAAAACUGUUAGGCUGAACAGUUUUCAAAAACCCCAAUUUCAAUCUGUUUCAAUCUUCUUCAAUUUUGCCCAUCCGUGGCGUCUGUUGUUUCUGUUAUGUUAUUUUAACCUUCCUUUAAAGUUUUAAGCGGUCAUUUUUGUUCCUCUUAAUUUAACAGGCAUUUAAUAAUUUCCUAAUUUGGCUGAAUUUCGUGACACGGCCCCUUUAAUGCCCCAGAUUACCCUAGUUAAUCUUAGGUAAUCUAGAAAGACAGCGAAGGUUAGGGAGGCAGCAUGGUGAAGUGGCCCUUACACCUCCUUAGACCCUGUCACAACUUCCUGCCUUUACCGAAUUACUGCCUCUUUUAGUUAAAAUAACGCAUACUUAGCAGUAGGCAUCUCUUGUUCCUGUUUAAGACUUAAGGCAGAGCUGCAAAAAAACAGCCUUUAUUUAAUUAGUUUCUUUUGUUUGAAAUGGCUUCGUCCAAACUCCCUACUUUGAACCACACACCGACAUUGAAGCAUAAAAUGAGAAAAUGAGUUGAAAGCAGGAAGGGUUUAAAAUUUAGAUUCUUUGCUAGAUAGCAAACCAUAUUGACCUCUCACAAUCCUUCCAUGUAUAGUCAAAGAAGCCUUGUUCUGCGGUGGAAAAGCAAACGGUGAUUACCAAGACCCGUCUUCCUGCAAAGCAUACAUAGCGUGCUCGCACGGUGUCACAACGCACGUGGCGUGCCCACCAGGAAAGUCGUUUGACACAAUCAAACGGAUAUGUCAACCCAGUAACCGAGCUACCUGCUCAGUGGUCCAUCUACGUGACAAAUUAGAACCGGAAUGGAAGAUACUGUGGACCUUAAAAAGAGGAUUACCGGACCCUCAUCAUUGA
Messenger RNA from Porites evermanni, 4804 nucleotides. NCBI's taxonomy places the organism in Eukaryota, Metazoa, Cnidaria, Anthozoa, Scleractinia, Poritidae. The record is from the annotation of a GenBank genome assembly.